Molecule: messenger RNA, 7156 nt
Organism: Caenorhabditis auriculariae
Lineage: Eukaryota; Metazoa; Nematoda; Chromadorea; Rhabditida; Rhabditidae
Source: the annotation of a GenBank genome assembly
AUGACAAGUAGUGUAAAUGUGGCGCGUAGCGUCGUGAAAAGUGAAGUGAGUUUUUUUUUGUUUUAAAAUGAAGAAGUUUGUUAUUUUAUUCGAAAAAUAGGUAUUUUUGAAAGUAUUCUGUUGAAAAAAUGAUCAUUUUUCUUCAAAAAGUGAUUUUUUGGGAAAGUAUUUAGUGGCCACUAUAGAGGCUACGCCAAUGACUACUUGGAGAGGAUACUAAAGUGGCCACUAUUUUCGGUUUUAGUGGUCACUUCAGUAGUUUUCAUCCAGUAACUCUGAUAGAUUUAAAACAACCGGAUUGGACCAGUUAUGUUGAUCCUUUGACCUCUAAAGUGGCCACUAUUUUCGGUUUUAGUGGUCACUUCAGUAGUUUUUCAUCCAUUAUUCCUUCCAGUAACUCUGAUAAUUUUAUAACAAACAGAUUGGACCAGUUAUGUUGAUCCAUUGACCCCUAAAGAGGCCACUCAAAUUUUCAGUGGUCCAGUAGUAGCACUUAGACCUCUAUAGUGGCCACUAGUUUUAAUCCCUUAAAUGGCUACUAAUUUGACUACCAUAGUUGCCCCUAAAACGUCAAAAUCCUAUAGUGGCCACUAAAAGUUUUCCCAUUUGUCCAUUUUUUAAGCUAGAAAUUCGGAAGCCUUUAGUUUUUAAAGCAAUAAGUUGCAGAAAAAUAAAUUUUCAAACGUCUUUUUUUCUCAUUUUCUGUACUGUUUGGUUAUAGAAAAAAUUUUGCAGGUAGAAAGCCCUGAAAAAAAAGUUUUUAAACCUCUCGAGAAAAAUAAAACUACUGAACAAGAUGAAUAUGUCGACAGGAUACGAACCAAGUACUUGGAGAAUAUGAAACAGGUUUGAAAUCUUGAAAUCGCUAGAAAAUUAUCAUGUUUUCAGAGAAAAAUGCGCCGAAAAAAGCAAAAAGACGUCGAACUGAGCACCGACCCUGAAAUGAUAACUUCGCGUCUUUCCAAGUAUGGCAUGUUCGAUUUUCGAAUGUCAAGCUCCGCCCCCUAACCAGUUAGAGAGCCACAGAGUGUUUUUAGAAUGACGUCAUUGCACUUGGCAUUCAAAAACCUGAAAAAAAUAAGCAACACAAGUUCAUCAACUAUUAAAUAUAAAUAAUAAAUUUUUUUAGUGGACUUGAUUUUUUCAUCGCUUCAUAGUCCCAAAAAACCGGCUACUAAGAAAUUUAAUCCAUCCGUUUUCACCUGUUAAUCAAUCACGUAAAAACUGAAAUGCUUCUUGUCAUCCAUGAAAUGAAAAAAAUUGUUGGCAACUCGCCAAGUUGUAAAUUAAUGGUUCAUAUUUGCGUCGCGGUGUAUUGCGGCCAACACAGCUGACCGGGCAAGAUUUUUUAUUCAUGGUAACGCCGUGCGUCAUUGCACUUGACCUUCAAAACCUGAACAGAAUUUAAUAUUUCAAGUGAUAAUUCGUGUAAAAAUGAAUCAUUUUGUAGAUCCACCUGCGAUAUCGACGUCAAAACGUUGAGCUGUAGGUUUCCAUUGUGUGGCCGAACUUUUUCGACCGUUGAGGUUUGUUUGACGUCUUUUUUUGGGAUUUGAUUUAUUAUUAUUUUUCAUAUUUUUAAAAUGUUCAGUUUCAUUCAAAAAACGCUUAUUUUUUCAGUUUCUCGCAUUAAAAUUCUUCUUCGAGCUCAUUAAAAUCAUCGACUAGCAUGACCCCAAUAGGGACCACUUUUUCAAGCUUUAGGAGACCCUAUAGGGGUUGGUAGAGUGGUCUUUGGAGGGGACUCUCCAAGGGCCCCUAUAGGGAAAACUCUGGAGUUCCUAAGUGUCUGCGCUCUCCAUCAACCAGGCACUGUCUCUUUUCUAAUCGUGUCAGGGCCUUUUUUCGGAGCCAGGCGUGAAGCAGUUAUAAAAAAUGCUAUUUUAAAACUACUGUAGCUCAAAAACGAGUCACAGCAGAAAAAAAAAAAAACUUUUUCUUUAGAUAACUGCAAAAAAUACAGUGGAAAACAAAGGUAUUUAGGAGAAGUUUUGUCAAAUUAGGUAUACGGUAUUUUUUUUAGAGAAAAAAAGGAUGAAAACCUAUAAAUUUGAUGGAUUUCGGCGUUGAUUUUUGUUAAGAUUACGCGUUUUAUCAAAAAAACGCUAUCGUUAAAUUUUUUUGAAUAAAUCUAUAUAUAUUUUUUUUGAGUAAAUCUAGGUUUGAAAAAGAAAUAAUGUAAAAAAAGAUGUAAAAAUGGCAUUUUAACGUGUUUUUUUGUACUUUUUUUCGAAGUUCUUUGAUUAUGAUUAUCCUUAAUAUUUAGAUUUUCUAGAGUUUGGAUCCUUAUAAACUUCUUUCAGGUCCUCUCUUUCCACGCCUCUUACGCUCAUCAAGAAUUUUCCAGUACUGAUUUGUCAAAUGUCACUUGUAUGGUGUGCGGAAGGGUCUGGAAUAGUGUCAAGGUAUAGUAAAAAAAUAUAUUGACCAAUAAAAUAUUUUGGUUGAAAUUUUGCGCAAUAAUCUAGAGAUUUUGAUAGUUUUUUUCAAUUUGAAAGUAAGUAGUUAGAAAAAAAUUUUAAAAAUUUCCCGAAACGUCUCAAAAUUACAGCUUCUUGCAAUUUCUAUCAGUUGAAAAAUAGUGAUCAAUCAAUAAAAAUAGGAAAAAAGAGUUAUUUUCCAGUCAAAAGUGGUUCACAUGUCCGCGAAGCACAAAAUCGUGGCAGCGGAGCACAAUCUCCAGUGCAUUGAGCAAUUAGGGCCCGUUAUUGCUCCAAAUGCUCCGAUGGCUCGUCGGUUGGCUCAGGCGGCUUUCCAGGAGGAGCAGUUCGUUUUUGAGAGCUUUUUGAGAAAAUAAAUCGGAUUUUUAAAAUUAAAAAGGUUUUGAAAAAAAAAAAUAAUUGAUCAAAAUUGACUUAGGCGGCUCUCCGGGAGCAACAGAUCGUAUUUUUAAGGUUUUUUUGAAAGAAAAAUCGAAUUUCUGAAAUUAAAAAUAUCUUCAAAAAGAAAAAAAUAAUCGAUUUAAAAAUGACUUAGAUGCUCUCCAGUUCGCUUCGAAGCUUUUUUUAGACAAAAAAACUACAAUUUUUUUAAAAAUUUGAAUAUCUUCAAAAAGAAAAAAAUGACUUCAAGCUGCCCUUCGGGAUAAGCAGUUUGUUUUUGAGGAAUUUUUUUGAAAAAUAAAAAAAUUGAAUUUUUUUAAGAUUAAAAAAAUCUCUUAAAAAAAUCAAAAAGUAGAUUCCAAGUGACUUAGGCAGCUUUCCAGACGGAAUAGCCUGUUUUGAAGCUUUUUUUGAAGGAAAAAAUUAAGUUUUUGUAAUUGAAAAUAUCUCAAAGAGCAAAAAAAUUCGCUUCAAAGGGCUCAGAAGGCUCUUCAGAAGAAAAGCUCCUUUUUUAGGCCUUCUCGGCAAAAAUUGAGUAGAAACUUCUUUUUUUACGCUUUCUAUGCAAAAAUAAGUAGAAAAAGAUUAAUAUUCUUUCAUUCUUUGAACCCUGAAACGAGAGAAUUUUUUUUUAUCUGACCACAAAUCGAACUUUUUUUGAAUUAAAUGCUAAUUUUUCGAAAUUUCUCCAAAUCCAAGUCCAAUACGAAAUUUGAAAGGACCCUGAAAAUAUUGUGCCAAAAUAGUAGCUCCUCUUGAGAAUCUCGAAAAUUUCCCCUAAUCUUUGUUCGAAAUGUGCGGAAAACCGUGCUUUGUACGUUUCAUUCUUUCGAUUUCAAGAAAAAAGCCUCACGGAAGGCAGUAAAUAUUGUGGCAUGUACGUAGGAUCAAUAAUGUUAUUAAUUUGAGUGAUCAAGCUCUCAAGUUUCCAGUGAUAGGUAAUCUCUCAAAUUUGUUCUGUAAUUUUUGAAUUUCGGCUUUGAAAUCGUCUAGAAAUUUCGUCCAUGGAACCUCUAUCGUUUUUUCAAUAAUGAACUUUGAAAAUUUAAAAUUUUUUGAUUAAACAAGAAGGUCUGAAAAUUGAAUUUUUGCUUUUUACUCAACCUUUUCGGCGCCUUUUUCUCACUUACUUCUUAGGGAUUUUAAAUUUUACCUCUAAAGUCAAUUUUGGAAGGUAGGAAGGAGUUUUGAGUCUGCAAAUGUUCGUGAGCGUGAAAUAUGCAUACACCAUUAUUGGAGGCUCGAAUCUUGGAGAAUUUGAAUUUUUUUUUCGAUUUUUUAUCUUUCUUUCCUUUUUGAUUUUAUUGUGAGAAUGCCGUGUUUCGACAAAAAAGGAACAAUGUAUGAUUUUUUUAAACUUAUUUUUAAUUAAAUAAUGCGUCUAUAGUCAAUGUUUCCCGGCUUGAAAGGCGAGGGAGGCGGGGCAGCGGGCGGGACGCGUAGCGUGUGCGUACGCGGUUCUUGGCGCCAAUUCAAUUCAAUCGCCGCUGACUAUUUAAAAAGCUCGGCAACCGCUCUUUUUCUGUGUUUUCUACUAAUUUUUGAUGCAAAAAUUAACAUAAUCAAUAAUUAAUUGAAAAAGGAAUGAAAAAAGCGAAAAAUGAGCUCUCUGAAUGCUCGCUGGCGGUUGAAUUGAACUCGUGCCGAGAACCGCGUCCCGCCCCUUGCCCCGCCUCCCUCGCCUUUCAAGUCGGGAAACAUUGACUAUACUUCUGAUGUCAGUUUUGAACAUUCUGAUAGCCCCUCUUUGAUGGAAAAUGUCAAAAUUGUGAAUAUUUCAGAGCCGCCUCCCAACAAGAAGUCUUCGAACCGAUCUAUCCAUUAUUCGAAGUAACUCCAGUUUUCCUCGACCCAUCGGACCCAAUUUUCAUGCCAGUUUCCGCUGAAAUUCCUGAAGAUUCUAGUCUCUCCUUCCCCAGUGUCGAAAUCUCCUGUAAAAUUGAACUUUAAAAAAAAAAAUGUCGCCGAGAAAAGUGUUAUAUUUAUGAUUGCGGGUUCUCAAGCUUAAUAAAUAUUGAUGGGCUUUAUUGAUUUUUCGUUUUUUUCAAGUUGAAAAAGGUUAUAUCACUUUGAUAUUUCUGUUCCUUUGGUAUACACAGCUACUCGGAGAAGUCUGGUUUCUCUGCGCCCUCUUAUCUCUCGCCGGACUUAUCUCUCGCGGGAGUCCUAUUCUCAUGAUUCUUUAGUCCGUUUUUCGGGACUUGAAAGAGUGGGACUUCUCUGCGCCCUCUCAGGUUUACGUGCUUUCCAUGUUUCUCUGACCUCGCCGGCGAGGGAACAGAGAGACAAGGCUAUAUGACCCCACCGAUGUGGGAAAAGAAACGCAGAUAAGUCAGACUGUUCCAAGUCGUGGUCGCAUGUGGAAUGGCUCUAACCGCAGCGCGACCGCGACGCGUCGACCCAUUCCAAAUGCGACCAGUAGUUGAGAUGAACGUGGUACGGCGCGGCGGGACGACGCGGGCUCUUUACAGAACCUUUGGCACCAACGAAAAGGCCUACGCGGAGAAGAGGGUCAUCGGGUAGGUGAAAUGAAAGGUAUCCGAAAUUUUCCCGAUGAGAGAAAAAAAAAAUUGUUGCUUCGAAACGUUAAAAGGUGCUUUCUACCUAGUUUUCAGGUAUUCAAGAGAACAAAUGUUCGAUGUCGUCGCCAACGUCAACGAGUACCAUCAUUUUGUUCCUUGGUGUCGAAAAUCUCUAGUCACUCAUGAGACGUCCAAUUCUCAGGUGAUAAAAAAAUAAGCUUUCUGAAAGUUUUAGUUUAAGUAUAUACGAUUCAUCGGGAGCAAGAAAAAGAGUUGAAUAUAUAUUGCUCUAAUGCAGUAAGAUGUCAAAGCGCUCAAGUCGUUUUUGGUCGGGCGCAGUCAACCGCUUCGCAGCCGCUACGCGCCAAGCCAUUCCAGAUGCGAGAUUGACUUUUAUAAGCUAUAAACUGAAUGAUUUUCUGAGGAGCAGUUGUUUCAAAACGCGUCCGACUAAAAACGACUUGCGCGCAAUGACAUUGAACAACAUUUGAACCGAUAGUGGGUCUUUAUGUAAGACCACGGCUUUAUAAAUAUAAGAAAAACGAGAUUUUAAGCAUUUCUGUUACAAAUUAAGCAAAAUUUUUCAAUUUCGAGUCAAUUUACUACAAAGAAAACGCCUUGAAAUACCUCAAUUUUCGAUUUUCAGUUAGUCCUGCUCGAAAUCGGGUUUCCGCCGUUAGUUGAAAGGUACACGAGUAAGGUUAUGUUUAUCCGGCCGGCUGUUGUUCAUGUGAGUUAUAUCGUCAAAAAUCCUGUUAUUAAAGGCGCAGGAGCCCUGGAAAUGGCUUUUCGCCUUGAGACCAUUGAUUCCAUAUUUCCAUGUCCCUUCAAAUCAAAAUGUUUUAUUUCUCACACACAAGUACUAAAUUUCACGAAAUAGGUGUAGGGAGAGUUUGGGAACAUAUGUGUCGGAACUUGUGGUGAUGGAGGGAAGAGGACCCGCGGUCGUGUUAACCCCCCACUUGAGUAAAUUGGAAUAACCAUGAAGUUAUUCUUUUAAAUGUCGAUUAUGUAGCUUUCAUAUUUUUGUUGGAUCAAGAGUGUUUAGUUCUGUAAUGUUGUUUUCAAACCAUUUCUCAAGUUUAGAUCUGAACUUAUUUUUUUCAUACUCAAAUACUAUGUUUCUAUCCAUGUGAUUCAAAUGAUUGUAAACUCUUUGAUUGAUGAACCGGUAGUGUAUGUCAGAAAGUAGAGGCCGCUCUAUUUUGAGGCCAUUUCCUCGCAGUUGAUUCGAUCUACUUGUUGUAUUUUGUAAAGGGAUUGGAGAUGGGCACCAAUAGUAUCCGUAAAUGAAAUUGUGAGCAGCAGUUAUGUCUUUUUUUAAACGUCUUUGCCAAAGGGUGUUUAGUCCAAGUCGUUGAAGUCUUUCUUUGUAAUUCAUUUUAGGUACGAUGCACUACGAUUUAGUUUUCGAAAAGGAUUUUUGAAAAAUACUCACAAUUUUUUCAGUCUGUCGUCCUGGAAGGCGAGAGCUUAUUCAAAACCUUGGACACUACUUUUAGAUUCGCCAAGGUUUUUUUUAAAAUUUUUUUUAAAAUUCGAACAAUAAAAACAAUUUCAGGGCCUUCCAGACAAUCCCAACACGUGUACGAUGCACUACGAUUUAGUUUUCGAAUUCAAAUCGUCUUUACAUUCCCGUGUUGCUCAUAUGUUCUUUGAUAAAGGUAAAAUACACUCAAAAAAAAAAUCUAAAAAGUGUCGAUUUCAGUUGUCAAAACGAUGGUGGCGGCGUUUCUCGACCGCGCCCACGAAGAAUACGGAAGUCCUUCAGUACCUCACACUGCCCCGCAAAUCCUGAAAUACAAAGCUUGA